CAUCCCCUCGGUUAAGGUUAGGAUUGGGGGAGAGGAAGCUGAUCCGAGAUGUGGAAACUUCACCACCAUGCAAGGCGACAUUUUAUAUCACUGGAAGGGAGUUUUCCUACUGCCAGUAAACAUUUAUAGCAGGCGGGUCUAGUAGCUGCUACAGGAACAUUUCAUUGGAAGUUGCGUACUGUGUAGCCUGCGGAUUGGAGCAAUGUCCUGGGGUUUGGCUGUUCAGGAAAUGCGCUCAUUUUAUUUAGACAGACAAAAGGCUCUCAAAUGAUCUAAAAUAGCUGUAGCCUAUUCGUAUAGACAUUCAAAUACAUUUCAUAUAGUUUUCCAUAGGCCUAUAGACUCGACAAAAUAAAAAAUGGUUGGGGUAGGGAUAGUCCACAUAUCCCUGAUCUUCGUUUUAAGUCAACAUCAUGUCGACUCUUACGUUCCUCCUCCUGUCAACGUGAGCCUGAUCUGCCACAAUUUCCACAAUGUGAUCUAUUGGAACUACAGUGAACCAUCUCUACAGCCACAGUUCAAUGUGGAAAUGAGAAGAAUACAUUCUGGUGCUGCCUUGGUUUGUUCAAACACUUCACUCUACCAUUGCGAUGUCUCCUCAUUUACCAAAGUAAUUGAAGAGGGCUACCGUUUCAUAUUAACUGCUGUUGUUGGACAGAAUACAAAUUCCUCUGAAAUUUCAUUCACCUACGACGAUAUUGUGAAAUCAGACCUGGUGGAUGUACAGUGCUCAUUGGAUUUCCCACCUGUCAACAUCUCAGUUGUAUUUGAUAAAAUGAUAAAAGUUCAAUUCAAUCAUCCGUUUGACAUCUACAAACAUGCCAUCAUCAAAGAUGAAAGACUGGAUCAUAAGGAAUUUGAUUACAUGGUUAUCACAGAAUAUCACUUGGAAGGGUUUAAUUUUACCUGCUCUUACAAGCAACACCAUGUGUGUGAGGCUGAAAUACCAGUUGAUGGAGAGAUGGACAGGCACUGCAUCAAGAUAAAAGGAAAAAUGAAGAAUGUUCCUGUUUCAGCUCACCAGAACAUAUGCAUUGAGGAGAAGCAUGGGGAUUCUGGUCCUAGCUACACUGCCCUCUACAUUGUGAUCCCUAUCGUUGUCAUGGUUGUGAUUGUGUUCAUCGUGUGGCUGAUAUACAGUAAACUGACAACUGGCUCAUUCCCUCAAACAAAGUCUUUGGCUUCCAUGCUGUCACAUAUGGGUUCAGGUGUGUCCCUUAUGCACCCUGAGAGAGCCAUUCUGAGUGAGGUACAAACAGGUGGCUCCCCCCUCCUGCAGACCCCUGUGGAUUUUUUGCCAGAUGAGACCCUCACAGUCACCAGUACCCCCCAGGAAGAGGUCCUCCGCCUCCCCAUUGGACUGAAGGACCAGGAGUGGAGCGGUGGGGACGUCAUGUUGCCCAACGAGGGGUCAGGCUCUUCACUGGAGGUAACGAGAGGGUUGGGACUGGAGGUAAAGAGGGACUUCUCUGAGCUGUCGGACUAUGACUGCCCCCAUAGACCUGUGAUAGAGGAGAUGAGUCCUGGGGACACUGUUACGGGAUACAAGAUCUGAGAUCUGAGUUUCUGUCAAGAGAUGGUCAUGUUUUGCUUUAUCUUGACCAGGUCGCAGUUGUAAAUGAGAACUUGUUCUCAACUGGCUUACCUGGUUAAAUAAAGGUGAAAAAUAAAAUAAAAAAUUGUAUUUGCAUAUCCUCAGCUUGGGCAUCCCCUUGACUGUACCCAAAUCUGUUUGGGGGAGAGCAGGGUAUCAGUUUAGUCUUUGAUUGGUUGUUCUAGGCCCACAGCCUGGAGUACAACCAACCAUUUUCCUGUUCCUUUCACAUUUCAAUGGGCAGUCUAUGGUGGAGAUGGAGAGGAUAAUCAGAGGGGUAACCUGGGAUAGUGAAAACCAAGUGGUAUUGCAUUCUGGGAACUAGUGUAAAAAAUACAUGUCCUCAUUCUUGGCCUGCCCCAUUGUAAUGUUGAAUUUCAUUAGGCCAAAUUAAGACAUUUCCUAUAGCAUCUUUGUACAAGAAAAUCUAUAUAGUUCCUCUUGUCCAUUAUUUUACUGUGCCUUCUUAAGUGGGUUGGGAGAGCAGAAUGAAUAUAUUCAUUAGGUUAUUGUCUUUUGUCUUGUGCUGUGUAUAUUUGUUGUAUUUGCAGUUUUUACAUGGGUGUCAUUUAUGUACAAUGUUCCAAAAUAUUACUAGGAACAUGUCCUAUUAUAUUCAGAUGAACAAGUUAAACCAAUGCAAGGGGAUGUGGUGAUAAUUUCUGUUGUUAUCGGUGCCUUGCUGUUUGCCCUGUACCUAAUCAUUUAGUUUUUGAUUGUGCACAAUUUUGAUAUCAUACAGCAACAUAUUUUUCUUUUAAUGAUUAAUGAUAAGGCUUUCUCUAUUUUGUGUGCAAAAAAUUUGGUUGUUUUUAAUUUAAACUCAGCAAAAAAAAGAAACGUCCUCUCACUGUCAACUGCGUGUAUUUUCAGCAGACUUAACAUGUGUUAAUAUUUGUAUGAACAAGAUUCAACAACUGAGACAUAAGCUGAACAAGUUCCACAGACAUGUGACUAAUAGAAAUGGAAUAACGUGUCCCUGAACAAAAGUAACAGUCAGUAUCUGGUGUGGCCACCAGCUGCAUUAAGUACUGCAGUGCAUCUCCUCCUCAUGGACUG
This is a messenger RNA of Coregonus clupeaformis (lake whitefish), 2653 nucleotides long. RefSeq names its product interferon gamma receptor 1-like. The transcript is spliced from 7 exons. The coding region runs from base 359 to 1555 and encodes 398 amino acids. Gene Ontology annotation, molecular function: protein binding. Lineage: Eukaryota; Metazoa; Chordata; Actinopteri; Salmoniformes; Salmonidae. The record is from RefSeq and is a predicted model, not a curated record.